Letharia columbiana is the source of this 258-nucleotide messenger RNA. RefSeq lists its product as uncharacterized. Bases 1 to 258 code for a protein of 85 amino acids. Lineage: Eukaryota; Fungi; Ascomycota; Lecanoromycetes; Lecanorales; Parmeliaceae. The record is from RefSeq and is a predicted model, not a curated record. The transcript is spliced from 2 exons.
AUGGUGAGGCUCUCUCUUGCUGAGUAUGAGGCCUCACAAGCGCCAGCAGCAGCAUCGGACCCUCACCAGAAAGGUAGCGGAAGCGAUCGCGCUUCCGAGAGUUUCUUGACAAGAUACGGGGAGAGAGAGAAGAGUAUCGGUUUGAGGAAGGAACAUCUCGAGACAGUCAUUAACGUGUCCACCCAGUCUGAGCAUUACUCACCAAACCGCAGGCAAUUCCUCAAUCGAGAUGGCAAUGAUGGAUCAGACGAGAAAUGA